ACCAGCUCCUCUUGAGUCAGAGGAACAGAAUAAAAAGCAAACGGAUUUGUGGACUAUCCGAGCUUCCGUAGGCAGCAGGAGCAAAGGGACCUGCUCGCAGCCACAGCCUGAGAGCAUCCUUUCUCUUUGCUUUCUUGUCACCCUCACUAAAACACAGCGGGAUGACGGAAAAUCAUGAGGAUAGCGUCUCUCUACUCUCCGGUUUGUGGUAGAAUAUCGUUGCCGGUUAUGUUAGCCGCUCGGCUAGCGUAACAUGAGGCUUUCUUCCUGAUGAAGAGCAGACAUAAUAGCCUGUCUGUGGAUACGAAAAGAAUAUAGUUAUCCUCAGCAGAGUCGAGCUGAACUGAGCCUCUACCUUUUAGUGUUUUUUUUAGACGUUUGAUACAACCUUUUUGGCUGUUAAAUGCCUUUGACAGUUUUUAUUUACGUGUUUUUUCUCGGAUGAUGUGACUAAAAUCACUGGUGCUCCAGCAAAGAAGAUGCAGAGAUAGAAGUGUCCGCCUGACAACAUCAAGGUGCCUGAGACUUUCCUGAUUUAAGACUACGGACAAACAGGGUCGUGUUUUGGAGACCACUGAACUGCAAACCUGACUGAUCUGAUGCCAUAAGGAGAGGACGUCUCGACUGAAAUGUCAGCGGACCCUCUACUCAACAAACCAAUGAAUGUUUCUCAGCAGCAGCCAGCUGCGUGCCAUCCCUGGGAUCACUUAUUGCUUGGAGGUUUUGAGCGUUAGUUCUAAGACUGAUUGGACUAUUAUUUAACCCUGGGAUACCAUAUGGCUGCAGCAGCAACAUUACACAGGGAUAGUGUAUAACUCAACAUAUGAUCACAUGUCCAUUUCAGCUAUGUCCUAUCUACAUCGAGGCCUUAUGUUUUAGGUUACACUGAACUUGUCAUUACUACACAUUUACCAUAUUUAUAAUAAAAGAUUAAUAGUCCUGGAAUGAAGGACUUCCUAGGAUCAAGACUCAUGAAAACAUUUUAGUUCUUGUCAUGCAGGGAACCUGGGUAAACCCAAAACAAGCUGACAACUCAGACUUUAGGUGGAGCUGAGGGUGUAGCCUCCCUGUUUUCAUUGAUGAUUCCAUGACCCCUGCACAAGUCAAAUAGUCAGGUAUCAGCCAAUUACAUGGUCUUCACACAGAUCUAACAGCAGCUGAUAUUGCCCACAUGGCCGCUGGUAUGAGCGCAUGCCCUUAACCGCGCCACGCCUGGGUUGUCGUGGCUGGCCGUCACGGGACGGUCACCUUCCUCGGCCAUGACCCGGCUGAUGCUGGGCCGGACUCUGGAGCGCAUCUGCAAAGGCGUCCUGCUGCUCUGCCUGCUCCACUUCCUCAUCAUGAUGAUCCUGUACUUUGACGUCUACUCGCAGCGAUUCGACCUCUUCAGCCGCUUCAACAACGGACGCAACGGAUCCAGGAAUAACGUCAGUGGGGCGGCAGGAAGUGGACAUCAUUAUUACUACUACAACCUUUCCAGGCCGAAUGCGACACUAGCCAGCUACCUGGCCACGGGGGAACAGCUGGUGCCAAGCGUGCAGCCAGAGACCAAUCAGACGCCUUCCCCCAAGCCGCUGCCGCCGUGCCCUGAGAACCCGCCUGGCCUGGUUGGGCGUUUGUUGAUCGAGUUCAGCUCCCAGAUGACGAUGGAACGAGUGCAGAAAGAGAACCCCAACGUGACAGAGGGAGGCCGCUACACCCCUCCCGACUGUCGGCCUAGAUGGAAGGUGGCCAUCAUUAUCCCAUUCCGUCACAGAGAAAACCACCUGAAGUACUGGCUCCACUACCUCCACCCUAUCCUUAGACGGCAGAGGAUUGACUACGGCAUCUACAUCAUCAACCAGCUGGGUGAGGACACUUUUAACCGUGCCAAGCUGUUGAACGUUGGCUACACGGAGGCUCUGAAGGACGCAGAGUACGACUGUUUCAUCUUUAGUGACGUGGACCUGAUCCCAAUGGACGACCGCAACCUCUACCACUGCUACGACCAGCCCAGACACUUCGCCAUCGCCAUGGACAAAUUUGGUUUCAGGCUGCCGUAUGCAGGCUACUUCGGAGGAGUUUCAGGCCUCAGUAAAAAACAGUUUCUGAAGAUCAACGGCUUUCCCAACGAGUACUGGGGCUGGGGAGGGGAGGAUGACGACAUCUACAACAGGAUCACUCUGAAUGGGAUGAAGGUGUCCAGGCCAGACGUUCGCAUCGGCCGCUACAGAAUGAUUAAACACGAGAGAGACAAACACAACGAGCCCAACCCACAGAGAUUCAAUAAAAUACAGAACACAAAGAACACAAUGAAGAAGGACGGCAUCAGCUCUCUGACCUACAGAGUGGUUCAGGUCAAGAGGUAUCCUCUGUACACAAAUAUCUCUGUGGAGAUCGGCAAGCCACCACCCAGGCCUAUCAAGGGCUAGGGAGAGACAGAGAGGAAGACAAGGUGGAUGAUGCACAUUGGCUGGAGGAAAAAGAUUGGAAGAGGGGAGUUUAAAUGAAGAACAAAAAGAGAAAGUAUACCUGGAAAGAUGCUGGAGGAAUUGGAAGGGUGAGGGGGGAAAGUAGUCACAAGCACAUCACUGUCUCUUUCUCUCUCUUUACUCCCCCUCUCUCUGUUUUUUUUGAGAUCUCAGCUUGCCAUUUCUGUAUCAAGGACUCAGGCUCUUUCCACUUACAAUUUUUUUUUCAAGCAGCCAAUGGCUUCACACCUCCUACCUUUACCAAUCAGUGACUUCAGAAUCAGAGUGCGGACCAAAAGCUUGAGUAUCGGUGGCUGAGAGAAGGUUGCUGGCAUCAAGCUUGGACUUGGAGUCUGUCCAUUAACAAUCCUUUGUAAACUGGAGGGCAUCCAAUGGCAUAUCAACAGAGGACACUGACAGGAGCUAUUGUUGGGUGAUUGAAAGAUGAGACAAUAAUAUCACACUUUUUCUGGAAAUGGUGGACAGCAUCCAGAAUGGAAUAUUUGGAAUAUUUUGAUCAAGGUGAUAUAAACCAAUGACUCUAACCAGAAGAAAAAUUGGAUGUUUACAUGGAUACAAAGACAUUUUGAGAGAAUGACGGAUACUAGAUGGACUAUAUGCCUGUUGGGAAAGGAAGUAUCAGGAAAACCCAGUGGAUAACAGACCUAACAAAGGCCAUCAAAGAAUUAACUUCCCAAGCAUUUACAGUGAUGGCCAAUAGAGUGAGGACUGCCGCUGGAGGCAAGCUGUAACAUUACCAUAAUAUAAUGACAUGCAGUGUUGAUCCAUGGAACUGUAUCAGAUGGUUUGCAUAUCAGAGAUAUCGGCUGACUCUUAUCUUGACAUGUGACGCUAACAGACAAUUUAAUAUUGACAUUUUUCGUCAGGGAGUCACCUGUUUGGAUCUAAUUACUCAAUCAAAUCCUCCACUAUCAAUUAAUGAAUGUGUAUUGUGCCUGCAUCUACAGCAGAAGAAUCAAAAUAGUGCUGGGACACGCUGAUAAAACAUGUUCGUCAGCAGCAACAAACACCUGAGAACUCUCUUUUUGUUCUCCUUUUUUUAUAUAUAUAUAUAUAUAAACUCAAACUUCGGAAACGGACACUGACUUAUUGGACGUUUUGCAACAAAAGUGAACAGAUUGAAGAUAUGGAAAGUUUUUCUUUUGUGCUGAAUGCAAUUUGGUGGAACUACCGUGGGAAUGCAUUUUGAAAUCAAAUCGAGGAAACGGAGAUGACAGGGCAGAUAUAUACCGACAGCUCAGUUAUGAUUUUAACCCCUUGUGGCAUAUAUUGAAAAUUAGGUUUCAAGAAACUUUGUUUUCUCACUCAACUGGAAGAAAAAGAAAAGUUUAUUAUGGUAAUCUGUGCUUUAAAGGUGCAUUUUAGUCUCUUCAAGUGUUUUGAGGUGCAUUAAUAUUCCUUAAAGUACAGAUUUAACUGAGUAGGAAUUUACUUUACCAUAUUUUCUGAACAUAUGUGGUGCAAAUAUCAGAAACGAGAUGUCAGAAUAGAGUUGUGUCUCGUGUUUUCCAGGAAAAAGCAUUGUGAUUCUUGUAACUUUUACAUCGGCUCCACUGACAUGAAUAUCUGAAACAUAAUCAGUUUUUAAAGUCUUUUUUUUUUUAGCCUACAAUGUAACCUGGAAGUCAGAUUUCUUUUUUUAAAAAAAACAUUCUAUCAAUACUAUUGCUAUGCCAUUUUCUCUCUCUGCUAUCUUUUUCUUUCAGUCUUUAAGAAAAAGAGUGUCAUAUCUGGAAAGAGGAAAUUAUAAGAUUCUGCUGGUGGAAACAUUGAAUUUUUAAAGCAGUAAUGAAAAGUUAUUGUUUGAACAGUUUGACUGACAUCUUCAUCGCUCAUUCAGAUUUUAUCAUCAUCAGCUGUCAGCUCUGUAUCGUGGCCACAUUUCAGAAAUGCGUGGCUAAAAGAAUCAAACUUUUACAGUUACAUUUUUUUCUAUUGAAACUGUUUUAAGUUUAAAUAUUUUUGUCAUAUCUUUCCCUGUGUGGCAAAAUAUUGUUUCAUGAUUUCCUACACCAACAUAUUGAAGCCUUUGACUAUUUUGUGCUUCAAUGCGUCGCUCUCGCCCCUUUGUUUUAUAUUUCCCUUGUCACUACUGUUGAUGCUGAUAUUGUUGACGCCUAAACACCAAACUGAUGCCUUCAGAAGUUACAGGGAUGGUUGUUUGUAAUUCUUUUUGGGGUAAUAUCACUUAAAGAAAAUGUGUGUUUUAAGAUUGCUUCAGUUAAAAAGUGGGGGGGGACAUAUUUAUACAGAAGGUAUGAUUGAAUAUCUCUUCAACACACGCUUAAAAACAUGCACAGUUACAUUCACAUUCACACUGUCUUCUCUUAUUUUUUGCAUUAUCUCCUUUUUCGUUGCCUUUUCUUUCCUCCUGUGCCAGUCCAGGCUGUAUGUGUCAAUGGCACACUGUUGUGCUUUGUGGUGGGCCCACUCAAGGUACAGCUGUGUCUCACAAGAGUGCGUCCUCUUUCAAUAGAUAUUGACAGGGCCUCUCUUUGUGUCUCUGAAUCCGUGCCACUCAAUGUAUCUUUAUUUUUCUCUCUUUUCUCUCCCUCUUUGUGUUUAUCCCCAUUUCUGUUUUCCUCCUUUUCUCACUCCUUCCCCCACUUCCUCAGACUCUCCUUUUCACCCCCCGUCUUUUCUGUAUUUUGAUCCUUUUUUUGUCAGAGUGCAGUACUCUCCUGGUGAGUCUCAGUGUCCUCAGUAGACAGACUACACACUGGGAGAAGUCAAUACAAUCCCCUCUCUAUACUGUUUACAGCUCACACUGUGCAAUAUCAGAAAUUCAUUCACCUCUACCCCAUAUCCCCACAAAGUCUGUGUUUUACUACAAUUUUCGGUGAUAAUAUUUUAUGGGAUAUUUGUUUGUAAUCCAGUCAUUAUUUUCUGAUUUAUGUCCAAAUAGAUUUCCUCAUCUUUUUCCUCUAAUUCACCUGUUGAUUUGAAGUCCUAGAUACAAUCACAGCUAUUGCUUUGAUUUUCCCAUUCUUACAGUGUUAAAGGGGCAGACAAGUGAAUUCAUGUUUUGCCUCCAUAAAAUUGGGAGGCUUUUGAAGAUAGAUUUUAAAAAGAAUGGUUACAAUUUGAGCAACAGAGGCUGAGACAUCCUGACUUUUAGUCAUGGUCAAGUUCCAACACAACACAGGAUACAACAUUUCCCAUACUGCAACUGGAUAGUGUCUCUCAUGUCAUGUAACUCCUGAACAAAUGAAAAAUGAAUAAACAACUGCGUUUGAAAAUAUCUGGUUCUUUCAUAAAAUGACAACCUGUUUACAUAAAAGUGACGGCGGACAAGAAACGUCCAGUCACCUCGUCUUACAGUUUUGCCAACAAUGACAAGCCGUUUUAUUUGCAAAGAAACAUCUUGAAUUUGAUGCUGCUCAGAUUCUCAGCUCUGACUGGCUUCUGCUCUCAAGUUAAAAUAAUUAAAACUGUUGCCCGUAACAAAAGCAUUAUCUGGAGGAGUCCUGUGUUACCAUGUUACAUAACAUUGAGGAUAUCAUUGAAAUGGAAAUGCAUUUGGUUCCUCCCACUUCCUAAAUACCGACUUCUUUCAAUCCCCACACCUCCAGUUUGUAACACAGACUUUCUGUUAAAAAUAAGCCCAAGCUGAGAUGACCCAUUUGGCAUUGUCAAGGUUAUUUUUUUUUCAUACUUUGGAAAACUCCUCCAGAGCCAUACAGGACAUUACACAGGUAAAACUCAGUGGAGUGCCCCUAGCUCAGGCUAUCAAGGCUACUCUAAUAGAUUACCCUUUAUGAAGUCAGUCACAUGAAGAAAGUAUAAACUGAGUAGUGACAGUCAGUGGGAAAAAAAAUGAAGGAUGUAGUAAGAGAGACAUGGGCCCAGUGUGUAUAAACAGUAACAUGGGUUAUAGAGGUAAUGGAAACUUCAGCAAAAAUAGUAUUUGAAAUGUUUCCUUUACUUGAGAAUAAGAAGAACCAUGAGGAUUGCUUGAUGUUUCAUAAUGGACUUUUGACUUUUGAAGCUGUUCCGGUUGUCAAGCACACCUCAGGUUGGUUAAGUAUUCGAAACGCUUUCUCAAAUAUGUUUUUUGCUCGUCUGCUGCAGAGAGCAGACAGGACUUUUCAGGCCUGUGGGCAUUUUUAAAAAUUUACUGUAUCUCUAGCUAUGUUUCUUUUUUUCUUUUGUACAUUGAAUGUUGAAAAUGUUAUAUCUUAUAUAGAAUGCAUUAUGUCAUAUCAAACCUACUUUUUCUAUACAAUCAAUAAAUCAGAUGUUAAAGAUUG
Lates calcarifer (barramundi perch) is the source of this 6721-nucleotide messenger RNA. RefSeq names its product UDP-Gal:betaGlcNAc beta 1,4- galactosyltransferase, polypeptide 2 (gene b4galt2). NCBI's taxonomy places the organism in Eukaryota, Metazoa, Chordata, Actinopteri, Centropomidae. Gene Ontology annotation, biological process: carbohydrate metabolic process. The coding region runs from base 1260 to 2411 and encodes 383 amino acids. The record is from RefSeq and is a predicted model, not a curated record. Gene Ontology annotation, molecular function: glycosyltransferase activity. The transcript has 8 exons.